GACGGCCCCCAGAGAGGCAGAGGCUGGCAGAGAAGUACCCUGGCGCCUGCCGCCUGGCCACCGGCACGGCAGUCCGCCCCGCGACACCGCCACCGGGCUCGCUGCCCAACCCCUCUUUCUUCCCGCCGGAAAUCAAUCUCUCUCCACCGGCCACCACCGCGAUCCCCGAGCCGACCGUCCGCAUCCAAUGCUCGAAACCCUAGCGGCCGCCCCACGCCCUCACCGGCCACCGCAACCAUAAGCCCCCCGAUCCCCACCUCGCAUGCUCGUCACCCCCUGCUCCUUCCUAUCCAUCGCGCGGAACACCGCCCGCCUCCGCUUUCUCCUCGCCGCUUCCGCUGCUCGCGCCGCCCGCCUCGCCAUGUCGACCGCGCCGCAGGCGGCGGCGGCGGCUGUCUCCGUCGAGUACGCCAAGUCGGGCCGCUCCACCUGCAAGGGGUGCAGCGGGGCCAUCGCCUCCGGGGCGCUCCGCCUCGGCGCCUCCACGCCCGACCCCCGCGGCUUCGACGCCACCAAGUGGUACCACGUCGCCUGCUUCCCCUCCGACGCGUCCCACCCGCUCGGCCCCGUCGAGAGCAUCAAUGGGUUCGACUCCAUUAAGGAAGCCGAUCGAGAGGAAUUGCAUGAGCUAGUGAAGAAUCGCGAGAGGGACCAGACUGCAGAACCAAGUCCAAAGAAAGCAAAGACUCAGAUGCCGUCCCCUUCAGAGGGGGUGUCAGAUAAGGCAAGUGUCUCUGUUGAGUAUGCGAAGUCUGGCCGCUCUACAUGUAAAGGCUGCAGUAAGAAUAUUGCCAAAGGCGCCCUCCGCCUUGGUGCCUCUUUUCAUGAUCCCCGCGGCUUUGAAAAUACCAAGUGGUACCAUGUUGCAUGCUUCCCUACAGCAUCAUACCCUGUAUUUCCUGUGGAGAAUCUGAAGGGGUUUGAUUCAAUUGAGGAUCAUGAUCGUGAGAAACUGCAGGAGUUAGUGGAGAAUCACAAGAGCAUAGGGGACUCUAAUGAAGUUACUGAAAAGAAUCCAGAAGAAUUAAAGAAUCGUGAUAAUAAGGUAGACAAGACAGUCAAUCCAUUGGAUGAGCCUAGUCCAAAGAAAGUAAAGACUCACAUGUCUUCAUCCAUGAAGGCGGUGUCUGAAAAGGCAAGUGUCUUGGUUGAGUACGCAAAGUCUGGUCGCUCCACCUGCAAGGGAUGCAGUGAGAAUAUUGCCAAAGGCGCCCUCCGCCUCGGUGCUUCUGCUCAUGAUCCGCGCGGUUAUGACAGCACCAAAUGGUACCAUGUUGCAUGCUUCCCUACCUCAUCAUACCCAAUAUUUCCUGUGGAGAAUCUUAAGGGGUUUGAUUCUGUCAAGAAUAAUGACCGUGAGAAGUUGCUGGAGUUGGGUGAGAAUUACAAGAGAGAUGGCAAUGCAGCUGAUCAGUCGAGUGAGCCAAGCCUGAAGGAAGAAAUGGUUGACAGCACGAGGAUCUCUAAAGAAGGUUCUGAAAAUAAUCUGGAAGAAGUAAAGUUGUCUGCAGGGAACAAUAGAAUGCGCCCAGUGAUAUCCUUUUCAGUUUCUGAUACCAAUAAAGAUUACAAGGGUGCUACACUUCCCGCUCAUUGGAAGGCUUUUGAGACAGUUAUCUUCCGUGAACAGGAAGAUGGCCUUCAUGCUUCAGCUAAGAUUGCUGCAUUUGACUUUGAUGGGUGCCUUGCCAAAACUUCUGUGAGGAUCAUUGGUGCAGACAAGUGGUCUUUACAGUAUAAAUCAAUUCCAAAAAUAUUGCAAAGUCUGUACAAUGAUGGUUACAAACUGGUCAUAUUCACCAAUGAGUCGAACAUUGAUCGCUGGAAGAAUAAGCGGCAGGAAGCUGUUGACUCCAAAGUUGGACGACUCGAUAACUUUAUUGAGUGUGUUAAAGUCCCUAUGCAGGUUUUCAUUGCUUGUGGUUUAGGGCAAGGAAAAGGUACUCCAGAUGAUCCAUACCGCAAACCAAAUCCUGGAAUGUGGUGGUUGAUGGCUCAGCAUUUCAAUUCCGGAAUUGAAAUCGACAUGGACAAAUCUUUUUAUGUUGGUGAUGCUGCCGGGAGAGAAAAAGAUCAUAGCGAUGCUGAUAUAAAAUUUGCUGAGGCCAUCGGUUUGAAGUUUCACGUUCCUGAGGAAUACUUCGGUCCCUAGGAGUUCUGAGGUGAGGUCGAUUAGGGCAAGGUGGUUAUGCUAUGAUUGUAUGUAGUUUUUGGGUGUUGAGAAUACUAAAGCUAUCCUGAUGUGGAAAUCUGUAUUUGGCUGUUUAAACAGUCUAAUAAUAUCGCAGCUAAUCUGAUGUCGAGAUGUAGUGCUAAACUGCUGAGGUAAUGGCAUAAUGCAGCACUCGAGCCUU
Molecule: messenger RNA, 2354 nt
Organism: Panicum virgatum (switchgrass)
Lineage: Eukaryota; Viridiplantae; Streptophyta; Magnoliopsida; Poales; Poaceae
Product: polynucleotide 3'-phosphatase ZDP-like
Exons: 17
Coding region: 263-2152 (629 amino acids)
Biological process (GO): DNA repair
Molecular function (GO): double-stranded DNA binding; zinc ion binding; ATP-dependent polydeoxyribonucleotide 5'-hydroxyl-kinase activity
Source: RefSeq, a predicted model, not a curated record